This is a messenger RNA of Lytechinus variegatus (green sea urchin), 1797 nucleotides long. Its product is annotated as transmembrane protein 134-like. Lineage: Eukaryota; Metazoa; Echinodermata; Echinoidea; Temnopleuroida; Toxopneustidae. The record is from RefSeq and is a predicted model, not a curated record. Bases 150 to 518 code for a protein of 122 amino acids. The transcript is spliced from 6 exons.
GUAAUGCAAUGGUGUCAGCUCGAUCAAUAUUUUCGUUUUGCCGGUUACAGAAGUCAAAACAAUUCAACCAAAAGCUGAAAUAACGAGAAAAUGCGUUACUUAAUACAUUGAUUCAGAGGUGUUAUAGCUGAGAUUUCAAGAAGUUAACCAUGUCAACGCCUUUGAUAGACCCUUCAGCUCACAGUAGUUCUGCUGGUACAUUUGAAAUAUCAGAAGGAGAUCCAACUGCACAAGCUGACAAACCUGGUACAUGGUGGUUCCAGAAAUCAGAACUGAAAGAGUACAGAAAUUCCCUCCUUGUGUCUUUCAUAUUGCUCAUAACAGGAUCAGCCCUUCUUCUGAUAGGAAUUAUACUUGAAAUCGGACAAGGACAACAUGCAGCUGGUAGUGUGUGUAUUGUCAUUGGAGUUCUCAUGUUCAUUCCAGGAUUGUACUACACCGGCUAUGCUUACUUUGCCACCAAGGGUUAUCAGGGAUUCAAUCUGAGUAAUCUCAAAUACUUCCGGCUCAGCAAAUGACGACAUGAUCAUCAGAUUAUAAGUAUAAACUAAGAUAGACAUUCAUAGCAAUUUACACCAAGAAAUAAUACAAUUAAGGCCUUUACCUUUUCUUGAAAUAUCAUUAUUGGUACAAAUAGUAUGCAAUGAGUAAUUAUCUGUCACAAUAUGUUCAAUAUUGUGUCACAGGUUUGGUUUGGUUGGCAAUUGUGAAUUGGGACUUUAUCCUACAUAUUUGAAUGACCUCUGUGUUAUGUAUUUCGUAUUACAUUAUUGCUAGAUGUUGCUACAGGUCUUCAGUAGAGUUAUACCUGUAUUAAAAUGGUAUAGAUAUGUUAAUACCAAACAGUGACCAGGUUCAAUUUAUUUAUCUUGAGUUCUGAAUACAAAGUGUGUAUUCUAUUGUAGGUUUGCAGUAUUUUAUUACAUGAGAAGAUCAAAGUCCAGAGUGAGAUUUUUAAAGAAUUAAAUUCAUUAUAGCUGCUUUAUAUAUAAAAAAAUACUCUUGCCACUCUCCUUUUUACCACAUGGAAUUGACAGCAAUCACUUGUGGAAUGAUGCUGGCAUAAUCACCUGUCCAAAUGUCAAAAUUUUAUUUCAAUUGAUUUAACAACAAAUAUUACUAUCAAAUCUAUCAAAUAAUAAUAGUUUUGAUAGCAACAAUUUUUUAAAAUUUAAUCAUUACUCUUUCUCUAUAAAUCAAAUUUCUAUUAAAUGGAAGAAGUAAACGGUAACAACUAAUUCAAGGUCUCUGUAAUUUGAACUAUAAAUAUUGCUGUUCAUGCAUUUCUUAGAACCUUUAAUUGAUUAAAAAUAAUGAUUCAAAUUUCUGUCUAUUUACAGUAUUAAUGUGCUUACUCAGCUUGCCUUUUGAAAGCCUUUCAGAAACAGUAACAAAGUCAAAGAGCGGAUAGACUAUUUAUAUUUUGUUUUAGUUCUUUACUGAUGACAAGGUCAGCAAACAGUUGUAACACAAUGUUUUGGUAUAGAAACUGUGAGUUAUAUAAUUUCUUUCUUUAUUUGUAUCUUAUCUGGUUACAUUUCUUGAAAAUACUGAAUUAUAUAAAAUGUACUUCAUAAAAAGAAAAAAAUAUAUAGCAAUGGUUACAACAAAACCAAAACAAACCACUGAAAUAACCUUCAGAAAUAAGAAUUGAUUGACUUGUAUGUCCAAAUGUUAAAAAAUGUUUUUCAUUUCUAUUUAAAGUCACAACCCAUUAAUUGCUUGACCAUUAAAGAAAGAAAACAUAUCGGACCUCAGAUUUGAAUUUUCACUCUGAUAUUGGAUGAAAACAUAUGU